AUGUUCAAUUCUUCCUCUUUCUUCGAAGACUGUCAAAAAAACACGUUCAAGGAUCCAAAGGGAGAGGCUUGCGUACGAUGCCCACCCAAUACCCACACGAUUGCUUCAAGAGCCGCGUCUGUCGACGACUGCGUGUGCGACAGCGGCUUCCGGAAAUCAUCGAACAGUGGACAAGGCUGCGAAGAUAUAAACGAGUGCGAUGAAAAAAUCCUCAACUGUUCCCACGAGUGCGUGAACACAAAAGGAAGUGCGUACUGUGGUUGUCCCUUCGGCCUAAAGUUGUCAGAUGAUGGCUUCACAUGCCGAGACGUCGACGAAUGCACCGAGACGCCGCAUGUAUGCAACCAGAUCUGCUCGAAUACGAUCGGAAGCUACGAUUGUUUUUGCAAAGCCGGGUACACUCUCUCCCUCCAUGACAACUUCACGUGCGAAGAUGUGAAUGAGUGCACUCAAGGUACCCACAAUUGCAGUCAUAUCUGCACCAACUACGAUGGUGGUUAUUACUGCGAAUGUCCACUGGGAUACGAAAUGACCGGGGACCAGAGAUCAUGCGCAGAGGUGACGUGCCCCAUGUUUCUGGGUGUCCCGGACGCCAACGUGAGCUGCACCCCCGACGCGUCGAGCGGUUUCGCCAAAGCGCGCACGACGUGUGCCUUCAAGUGCAUGAACGGCUUCCAGCUGGACGGUCCUAAGACCACCAACUGCUCCGAGAAUGGAACCUGGACCAACGAGCCGCCAUCUUGCAAACCCAUGUUUUGCGAAGCUCUCUCCAGCCCCGAAAACGGACGUGUCAUGCCCGAGCGCUGUCUGAUUCCCAGCGCGAAUCACAUCGGAGCAAAGUGCUACUUCCAGUGCAACAGCGGGUUCCAAAGGAACGGCACUUUAGUGAACACUUGCACGAAGGUGGCCAAACGCAACGAGCUCGCAUGGAGGCAUGGUCCAGUUCACUGCCAGAAAGUUAAAAUUGCGCCAAUCAUGACGUGUCCUCAAGACGUGGUCCAGACCCUGCCUCCAGGAGCGAGUGAGACUUGGGUGACGCUUCCGCCUCCGAGCACGAACCUGGACCCCAACUCGAUCAGGGUGUCCCCAUUUUGGGUCCAGAAGCACGGCGGAAGUUUUCCGUAUGGAGAGACGGUUAUAACGUAUUCUGUCGAUGACACAGAAAAUGGCUACAGCCUGAGCUGCACGUUCAAAGUGGACGUCAGAGACAAGCAGCCUCCCAAGGUCGAAAAAUGUCCGGACACAGUGUCCGCUUUGGCCACGACGCUGGACGGAGUGUUAGUGACUUGGGACGAGCCGGAGUUCUCGGACAACGUGGAAGUGACCGAAGUCAGAAACACCCUGGACUCGGGAACGAAGUUCACAAUUGGGGUGCACACUGUUCAUUACACUGCAAGGGAUCUAUCCGGCAACGAAGCUACUUGCAAGUUCCAAGUUAACGUGACACGCGAGGAAUGCAAGUUCCCCGCGGACAUCGAGCACGGCAGCACGGAAUGUUACCCCGUGCUUCACGGUGUGGUGUGCGAGCCCGUCUGCCACGAAGGCUACGCCUUCCCCAGUAACGUGUCUCUCUUUUACUCGUGCGACCUGGACGGCGUCUGGGAGCCCAGAAGCUGGAUACCGGACUGCCAAGAAUACUCCCCGACCACGACGCAGGACUGUCUGCCAGGGUCGGAGUUCUUUGACGAACUCGAUGGAGAAGCCAACGUAUGCCUGGAGUGCCCGGCAGGGAUGUAUCGGUCGGCGGAGAUGGCACAGUGUCUCCUCUGCGAGCGAGGCUACUACCAGGACCAACCUGGUCAGCCCGCUUGCAAGCCAUGCCCAACCAACCGGACCGAGGUUCCAGCACAACCGGCGCUUCUGGACCAGCAAUGCUUCUCCUAACCACGGCUCUCUGCCACGAGCCUGAUUCCUAGUUAUCGGGUUCUCCUCGCAGCGAACAUGGACCGGGGUCGUAGCGUCUAAGGUCCACCAUCUACAGUUUCCACCAAUACGAAAGACCCACUCGUAGCGCGCGCUGCCGAGAUGGUUACUGGUGGGGCCGCGGGGCGCGCUGCUGACAAUGCCGUAUCGUUCUGAGAAGAGCUCACUCGAUACCCCCUAGAAGACAAGGCCUGAGCCUGUCCUCCCCACACGUCAUCACUAGGUGAUCCACGCAGCGUCGCUGGAUAGAUGGAUGUUAACGGCUGUACCCUUUGUAACGGGCGGUAGCUUGCGCCACCUAGCCUCAGAAUUGUUGCCAACUCGUCUUGCAGCAUCUCGCAACAAGCGCGACGCUAGCGCGCAUCGUUACCGAAACGAACCUGCUGCGCGGCGACUCUCGUGGAGCUUCAGCGUCUUUGCCACUGGAGGCGUCAUGACGUCCUGAGCUGGCCUUUUCUUCCAACUCGAUAACGCAGUCAAACUAAGUCCGCGAGCAGUGUGACGAAGCGCCUUCUCUUCCCUCGAAGUGGCGUGGAAUUUCCCAAAGCGCGAGCAGCGCCUUCACCGGCCACCGCCUCGGCCACGCCCUUCUCCGAGUGGGUCUUUAAUAUUGGUGGAUACUGUAACAUUCUGCCGUGGAGGGUACAUUGACGUGGUGAUUUUUGAGCUGGAAAGACUGACGAGAAGUAAAAUGCGGAAAGCUCUGCGUGCAAUGUAUUGCUGUUUUUUAAAGAGGGCAUUCCUGCCACGACAUCUUUGAGUGAAUUGUUCGCAAGAAAACGCUACAAGGCGGUCAAUUUCUUAAUAAUAAUAAAGCUCAUUCUGUUGCUUAA
Ixodes scapularis (black-legged tick) is the source of this 2756-nucleotide messenger RNA. RefSeq names its product sushi, von Willebrand factor type A, EGF and pentraxin domain-containing protein 1. Gene Ontology annotation, molecular function: calcium ion binding. The coding region runs from base 1 to 1884 and encodes 627 amino acids. Lineage: Eukaryota; Metazoa; Arthropoda; Arachnida; Ixodida; Ixodidae. The transcript is spliced from 12 exons. The record is from RefSeq and is a predicted model, not a curated record.